AUAAUGACGUUGAAAUUGAUCCGAAUUUCACACUUGUCAAAUUGGUCAAUGAUGAAAAUGGUGAGUAUACUAAUACAAAUUUAUAUACAUAUAAAUAAUGACGACAAUUGCAUAAUUAUAGUUGGCGAGCUACCAGCUUAUGAGUAUGAGCCAAACAACGAUCUUUUUGAAGACAGAGUCUUAGACAAUCUACCAGCACGUCGCCGAAACAAUCACAUUGGAGAGGACCAGGAUAAUGAUGAUUUUAAUGACUCUGGAUCUAUCUUCUUUUUCUCGAUCUACAAAAACUUAUGCGUGCUAUGUUCUCUUCAUUUCUUACUUAGCACUCGAUCAACCAAUGGAGGAAGCAAACAUAUGUCAAGCAUGCGAGAGAAACAAUGUUUUGAUCGAGCUUCAACCAUGUGGACAUGCAGCUCUAUGUGA
This is a messenger RNA of Chelonus insularis, 423 nucleotides long. RefSeq lists its product as uncharacterized. The coding region runs from base 4 to 423 and encodes 139 amino acids. NCBI's taxonomy places the organism in Eukaryota, Metazoa, Arthropoda, Insecta, Hymenoptera, Braconidae. The record is from RefSeq and is a predicted model, not a curated record. The transcript has 3 exons.